Molecule: messenger RNA, 1841 nt
Organism: Populus euphratica (Euphrates poplar)
Lineage: Eukaryota; Viridiplantae; Streptophyta; Magnoliopsida; Malpighiales; Salicaceae
Product: 3-oxoacyl-[acyl-carrier-protein] synthase I, chloroplastic-like
Exons: 8
Coding region: 138-1619 (493 amino acids)
Biological process (GO): fatty acid biosynthetic process
Cellular component (GO): mitochondrion
Molecular function (GO): 3-oxoacyl-[acyl-carrier-protein] synthase activity
Source: RefSeq, a predicted model, not a curated record
AUUCUCCAAUCUUAAAUCAAACAAAGAACCAGCAAACAAGACUCGUUUUUUGUUUAGUCCUUCUCUGCCUCUGAUAACCCAAAGUUGAACUAGUUUUUAAAUCACUCAAGCUUUACACAGAGGAGAAGGAGAGAGACAUGGCAGGCAUUGCUGGUGCAGCUUGUUCUUCUAAUGUACUCUUCGGAAGCAGAGAAGUAGGGAGCGAUGGAGCUUCUCUGGCACAGUAUAGGGGGCUUAGACCAGUUGAAAACAUGCAACUGGCUCCAACUGGGAGUAAGCCAAGUGGGUCCAUUUCUACUUCUGCUUCAAAAUCAAGAACAAUUAGAGCCAUGGUAUCUCAAACUGUUUCAGCUCCCAAGCGUGAAAAAGAUCCCAAAAAACGAGUUGUCAUUACAGGAAUGGGACUAGUCUCAGUUUUUGGUAGUGGCAUCGAUACAUUCUAUGACAAGCUGCUAGAAGGAGAGAGUGGGAUCAGCCUAAUUGAUAGGUUUGACGCUUCGAGUUUCUCUGUUCGUUUCGCUGGUCAGAUUCGUGAUUUUUCUUCCAAAGGAUACAUUGAUGGUAAAAAUGAUCGCCGUCUUGAUGAUUGCUGGAGGUACUGUCUGGUUGCUGGCAAGAGGGCCCUGGAAGAUGCCAACCUUGGCUCCGAAGUUCUUGAAAAUAUGGACAGAACAAGAAUUGGAGUGCUGGUGGGAACAGGCAUGGGAGGCUUAACCGCUUUUAGUAAUGGAGUUGAAUCUCUUGUCCAGAAGGGAUAUAAGAAAAUGUCUCCAUUCUUCAUUCCCUAUUCCAUCACCAACAUGGGUUCAGCAUUGUUAGCUAGAGAUACGGGAUUGAUGGGCCCUAAUUACUCCAUCUCAACUGCUUGUGCGACUGCAAAUUACUGCUUCUACUCGGCUGCUAAUCACAUUAGAAGAGGUGAAGCAGAUAUCAUGGUAGCUGGGGGAACAGAGGCUUCAGUCAUUCCUGCUGGUGUUGGUGGUUUUAUAGCUUGCAGAGCACUGUCUCAAAGAAAUGAAGACCCUAAGAAGGCUCCAAGGCCUUGGGACAAGGAUCGUGAUGGUUUUGUCAUGGGUGAAGGUUCUGGAGUGCUGAUAAUGGAGAGCUUAGAGCAUGCAAUGAAAAGAGGAGCUAAUAUAAUAGCAGAAUAUUUAGGAGGUGCCGUGACUUGUGAUGCUCAUCACAUGACAGAUCCCCGUUCAGAUGGCCUCGGAGUCUCAACUUGCAUAGUCAAAAGUUUGGAAGAUGCCGGAGUUUCCCCUGAGGAGGUGAACUAUGUUAAUGCCCAUGCAACAUCAACACUAGCGGGGGAUUUGGCUGAGGUUAAUGCAAUCAAGAAAGUCUUUAAGAACACUUCUGAGAUCAAGAUGAAUGGGACUAAGUCAAUGAUUGGACAUGGUCUUGGUGCUGCUGGUGCGUUAGAAGCCAUAGCAACUAUAAAAGCAAUCAACACUGGAUGGCUUCACCCAACUAUCAAUCAAGAUAAUAUUGAGCAUGAUGUUACAAUUGAUACUGUUCCCAAUGUGAAGAAGCAACAUGAAGUUAAUGUUGGUAUCUCAAAUUCAUUUGGCUUUGGAGGACACAAUUCUGUUGUCGUUUUCGCUCCCUUCACAGUCUAAUUGAAUAAAACUCAAGCCAAGCAGUUUUUCUCUCCCACCCUUGGGAAAUUUGUAAGUUUUCAGUCUUGAAAUUGCCUAUAUGGAUAUUGGGAACAUCUCUGAUUUUUUCAAUGAUGAGUACUGAAUAUAAAGUAGCCUUUUUUGUCAUUCCAUUUGCUCUAAUAACUGUAUCAUGAGAAGAGAUUCUGAGUUUUGGAAGUCAAUAACAAAACAUUCUUGUUG